UAAACCAAUGACGACCUCUUCCUUACCGAAAGGUUAAACCUAACCUCGCGGCUAAUUUCCCCCGGUUCUCCUGCUGGCAUUAACAAUAAUGACCGGUCCAUUGUAAAAAAGCUCGAAUUGCCGAAUAAUUGACAGGAAUUGACAGUUAGUCAAAAACUGUGGAGACGACGGGAAUAUCUCAGAAGAAGACGUAACCAUGGCGAGCCGAUUAGCAUGGUUUUUGACACGCACAGGAAGAACAUUUGUGGCUGUAUCAGCCACUGCGGCUUGUGUUACAACCUCCCUCGCAACAUAUUUACCGCACACAUUUAUGUUGAACCAAUAUCGUGAUUUGGUUGCAAUGAGAAAGAAUAAUGACCCCUUCGAAGUCCCCCCAAAGCUUCAGUCACUGUUUUCGUCAGUUCUGGACGAUCUCUCCUUCGACGAUUACUACCGAUUACUCUCGAAGUCGUUCAUGGUCUUCGGCUUUGACGUUUAUCACAUGGGCUCUCUGUCCGCUCGCACGGGCACUUACAUCGGAUUCCCAAUUAAUUUCACCUAUGACUCAACCUCGGCAGUCAAAAAGAAUGACAUAUUCAUGAAUGAAGAGCCGAUAAACUGGAACAGAGAGGAUGCCAAACAGUUGCUGGAGUCUCUUAUCCUCUCAGACGAUGCCAAGAAAUACGCCAUGGCUAGGGAAGUCCUCAUGACGAAGAGUAACCAAAUUUUGUGGCACUCGAUCAACUCAGGGAUGUUAACUGCUGGAUGCUAUGGAUUCACUUCCAAAGCUAACGCGUCUCUGGAUCUCUAUACGAGGCCCAGAGCGCUCAGAGUAAUACUUUAUACACUGAGUUGCUUGUUUUUCUGGGGCGUCUGGUGCAUGCAAAAGGAUUCACUAAUCAGGUUCUACGAGUCUCGGGCUGAUGAACAUCUAGCUCAAUUAGGAGAUAAUUACAUAAGAGGUGGCAUCGAGUAUUACGAUAAGAUUCUGCAACGAAAUAAAGCCCUAAAAACGUUGGGUGGGCCCCAGGGAGCGAAGACUUUCAACACCGACGGAGAUGAGACUUUCCUCUUCAGACAGAAACACCUACCCAUCACUCAUCGAAAAGAAUUCUUAGAGAAAAAGCUCAAGGAAAAGAGUCAGAUGAGUGAAGUGGAGAAAGUCGAGGAAAUCGUGGGAAAUGCUGUUAAUUAGAAGAAUUAUAUAUAUAAGGCUUUUGAUUUUUUAAUUAAAAUUGUUGUACAAUUACAGGUUUACAUAUUUACAGUGUUUUUUAGAUUUUUUUUGCUAGUGUUUGAAGGGAUAACUUGUAGUUCAUCAAUUAAAAUAAGGAGAAUAUAAAUGAAUCAGGUAUUCUUCGUAUUUUAAUGAGUUACAUUCUCCGCCAAUCCACAAUAUUUAUAAGCAAGAGCACAAUAAAUCUCCAUAAAAAACGAUAUCUCGCGAUAUUUACAUAAACAUUCAACAUAAAUUAACAAUACAAUAAAUGAAGUUAAUUAAUUAAUUGCAGCACUGGAGAUGUCGGUUGAUCAAUCACUAGCUAAAUUCCGGCCUUUACACUUUAUUAAUUCGUUAAUCUAGCGGUAGACUGAGGCAAAAAA
Molecule: messenger RNA, 1581 nt
Organism: Fopius arisanus
Lineage: Eukaryota; Metazoa; Arthropoda; Insecta; Hymenoptera; Braconidae
Product: transmembrane protein 177
Exons: 4
Coding region: 197-1174 (325 amino acids)
Cellular component (GO): membrane
Source: RefSeq, a predicted model, not a curated record